AGGCUAGAGCGCGUCCGUGUUAUGUGUGCUAUGAACUCAGCCCAGUAAUAUUGACAAUAGGGCAAAAAAGGACAACAUUUUCUGAUAAAUAAUAUUUUCUGGAUAAAUCUAAUCAGCAAGCGCGGUGUGUGGACAAAAAGAGACACCCGGGGAUGUUCUUAUUUCAGCUGGAACCUUUACUGUUGUCGGAAAUUUGAGUGUUUGAUGGGAUUAUUGCUGUGGGUUUGGCAGUUUUUAAGGCCAAAAACAGAUUUGGUGUCUUUAUUUUUCUUUUGCUGCUGCUUCAAGAGGCUUUGAAGGCGGAAAGACGAUUAAAAACUCCUAAAUCAGCUCCUCACAUCGAAAACAUCAAGGGCUAUGUCCUCCGCAGCCACCACUCCUCCAUCAGUGGAUAAAGUAGACGGAUUUUCCCGGAAGUCUGUCCGGAAAGCCAAGCAGAGACGUUCUCAGAGUUCCUCACAGUUCCGCUCUCAGGGCAAACCAAUCGAACUCACACCUCUUCCCCUGCUCAAAGACGUCUCUGCUCAGGAGCAGCCGGAGUUGUUCCUGAAGAAACUUCAGCAGUGUUGUGCUGUGUUUGAUUUCAUGGACACACUGUCAGACCUGAAGAUGAAAGAAUACAAGCGAUCAACCCUCAACGAGCUUGUCGAUUAUGUCACAGUCAGCCGUGGAUACCUCACAGAACAGGCCUACCCUGAGGUCGUCAAAAUGGUGUCCUAUAAUAUAUUCCGAACUCUUCCACCCAGUGACAGUAAUGAGUUUGACCCAGAGGAGGAUGAGCCCACUCUAGAGGCCUCAUGGCCACAUUUACAGCUGGUGUAUGAGUUCUUCAUUCGUUUUUUGGAGAGUCAGGAGUUUCAGCCCAGCAUUGCCAAGAAGUAUAUAGACCAGAAAUUCGUCUUACAGCUGCUGGAGUUGUUUGACAGCGAGGACCCAAGGGAGAGAGAUUACCUGAAAACAGUCUUACACAGAAUCUACGGAAAAUUCCUGGGACUGAGAGCUUUUAUACGAAAACAGAUUAAUAAUAUUUUUCUACGGUUUGUUUAUGAAACUGAGCACUUCAAUGGGGUUGCAGAGUUAUUGGAGAUUUUGGGCAGCAUCAUCAAUGGCUUUGCUCUGCCACUGAAGGCCGAGCACAAACAGUUUCUGGUGAAAGUUUUGAUUCCCCUUCACACCGUCAGGAGCCUCUCACUCUUCCAUGCACAGCUGGCGUAUUGUAUUGUACAGUUCCUAGAGAAAGACCCAGCGUUAACAGAACCAGUCAUCAGAGGUUUUCUGAAAUUCUGGCCUAAAACUUGUAGUCAGAAAGAGGUCAUGUACCUUGGAGAGUUGGAAGAGAUUCUGGAUGUGAUUGAGCCCACACAGUUUGUGAAGAUCCAGGAGCCUCUCUUCAAACAGAUCUCCAAAUGUGUCUCCAGCCCACAUUUUCAGGUGGCAGAGAGAGCUCUGUACUACUGGAAUAAUGAGUACAUCAUGAGUCUUAUUGAGGAGAACUCCAACGUGAUUCUUCCCAUUAUGUUCGCCAGUCUGUACCGGAUCUCCAAAGAACACUGGAACCCGGCCAUAGUAGCUUUAGUCUAUAAUGUUCUGAAGGCCUUCAUGGAAAUGAACAGCACUUUGUUUGAUGAACUCACAUCCACUUACAAGUCAGAUCGUCAGAGAGAGAAGAAGAAAGAGAAGGAGAGAGAAGAGUUGUGGAAGAGGCUGGAGGAUCUGGAGUUGAAGAGAAGCCUCCACUGCGAUGGAUUUAUUCCCACUUAACGACGCGCCUCUAAUGGACCGUUUUCCCAACGCCUCCACCACGUGCUCGGAAUGUUGGCCACAUUUUUUUUCUUUUCUGUAUUUGUGCGACUUACUUUACCGUAGAUUCACCUUGUCAGUCUCAUUAUUUCAAAAGCACUGUAAAUAACUUUUAUUUGAUCCUUUUUUCCCCUUAAAAAUAUUAUGCCGAAAAAGAACAUGACUAGAAAAGGAAGAUAAAAUAAAAUAAAAAAAAUUAGCAAAAAUAAUAAAAAGAAAAGAAACCGGCACUGGAGAGGGAAGGACUUUGAAUAGACAGUAGGACUGAUAAAACGACAGUUGUGGAGAUGAAAAUCGCACAAAUGGAGAAUCUCAGCCCACCGAUCUGACAUACCUCGCCCAUCCCUACAGAACAACAUCAGCCCAAUUCUCUCUCUCUCUUUUCUUCUUUCCUGCCCCCUAUCGUCAUCCCUUACUUAACCUCCCCACCCCCAGUUUUCAUUAUGUCAGCUCUCAAUGAAUUGGUUUGUUCCUUCAACAUAUUCCACCUGGGUGUCCAGUAUAUCUGAAAGAAAAAUUGUCUGCCCUGUUCUUAAUCCUGACCUUUGACCCAAGUGCUAUGGAUCAUCUGGUAAAAUCUGGAUAAAUACAGCGGGUCUGGAUUGUAGACUUCUCAAAGGGGACGUAAAGGACACUAUACAGUAACCAGCAGAGAAGAGGAAGUCAUGAAUACACACCAGUUCUGGCACACCCAUGCGUUACCCCCCCCCCCGUUCUAUUGUUCUAUUUCUGUCCAAUGGUGCCACCUGGUUCACUUGUUUGGACUCUUUGGCACCAGUCCGGUACUGGUACCAGUGAAUGCCUCACACACACACACACAUUUGACAGGGGUAUCAAGAAUUCCAGCACCAAAUCGGAGAUGCUUGUCAUGAGAAAUUGAACUGCACGUGCACACACACACUGCAUUCGAGUGUGUGGGAGAGUUUCUUACAGUGUUAAGUACCUGUAUACUGUAUCUGAAUACAGUACUUUGAUACUCUGUUUCUAGUAGAAGCUUUAGCUUAUUUUUCUUUAGGAGAAUCCAGUAUAUGAUGAGGAACGAUUGAACAGUGCCUCUUGGGAUUUAUUUUUCAGUCUUUCUAGGGUUUCACUUCUUAGUUGUUUUGGGUGUAUUUUUAUUUUUGUCUGGAAUUGGAUGUGUUUUCUUUUGACCAAGUGGAAUUUGUUCUCCUUUUUUUUUUAUUUUUUUUUUUUUUUACUUAGUUUCUGAUUGGGGGAGGGGGAGGUGAGAGGGGGAUUGUGGAGGACUGAUGAUGUGGUGAGCUUUGUCAGAAUGAAACUGUGCUUUAGAUAGCCCCAGACAUCAAACAAUUACAAAAGUUAAAAAGGGUCUGAGAAAUACAAAUGUUUAAUUAUUUUAAAAAAAAUAAAGAGAUAUUAAAUUAAACCUGUUUUGUGAUAAAGAUGAAAUGCCAUUUGCCUUAUUUGUGGUGUGUGAGCAGGUGAUUGUGUAAAAGAGAGGUUUUGUCCUGAGCACAAAAAAUGGUAGGAAAAAGGCCAUGAGAAGAAAGAUUUUAAUUGAGACAAUUAAUUUCAAAUUUUGAGAAAAAGCUCAGCCAAAUGAUUUUUUAUGACCUUUUGUUCUGUUAAAGGAAUAUUCCGGGUUUAAUACAAGUUAAGCUCAAACAACAGCAUUUUUUACAAUAUUGAUUGCCACAAAAAAAAAUUAGACUCAGCCCUCCUUUUCUUUAAAAAAUGCAAAAAUUAAGGUUACAGUGAGGCACUUAUAAUUUAAGUGUAUGGGGCCAAUUUUUGAAGGGUUUAAAGGCAGAAAUGUAAAGCUUAUAAUUUUAUAAAUGCUCUUACAUUAAUUCUUCUGUUAAAAUACUGUAUGUGUAUUAUUUGAGCUGUAUAGUCGUUUAAAUCACUUUUUUUUUGUUUUUUGUUUUGUUUUAGGGUUUACAGUGUUGCAUCGUUCGUUAUGGCAACAAAGUCGUAAAAUUGGACUUAACUUUACACAGAAAAAGUUAGUAAGAGUUAUAUCACACCAAAAUCAUAUUGACAUGUGUAUUGUUUACAUCUUGCAGCUAUACUUUUGGAACAGUCAUUAUUUUAAUAUUUAUGGAUUGGCCUAUUUACUUCCUUUGUAAGAAUCAGAAUGAGCUUUAUUGCCAAGUAUGGUUACAAAUACAAGGAAUUUGUCUUGGUGACAGAAGCUCCCAGUGCACAAACAAUACAACAACAAGACAGAGAUAAUAAAAAUAUAGAAUAUAAAUAAAAAGCAAAUAGAAAAUAUAAGUAUAUAUAGAAAUACACACUAAGACAAAAAAAAAACUAUUUAUAUGUACAAAUACAGAUCUGUUCUAUACAGACAGUGCAAGGGAAUAUAAUGGCAGAAGAGGUAGGAUAUGUUGGAUAAAUAUAAAUAGACUAAGCUGUGUAUUGCACAUUAUUGCUCAGUGGGGCAGUUUUAACUGUUCAUGAGAUGGAUGGCCUGAGGGGAAAAAACUGUUCUUGUGCCUGACUGUUCUGGUACUCAGUGCUCUGUAGCCCCAGACAGAAGGCAACAGUUCAGAAAGGUAGUGGGCUGGGUGAGUGGGGUCCAGAGUGAUUUUUCCAGCCCUUUUCCUCACUCUGGAAGUGUACCAUUCUUGAAGGGAGGGCAGGGGGCAACCAAUAAUCCGCUUAGCAGUCUGAACUGUCCUUUGUAGUCUUCUGAUGUCCGAUUUCAUAGCUGAACCAAACCAGACAUUUACUGAAGUGCAGAGGACAGACUUAAUGACUGCUGAGUAGAACUGUGUCAGCAGAGGCUGUGGCAGGUUGAACUUCCUCAACUGGCAAAGGAAGUACAAACUCUGGACCUUUUUAACAAUGGAGUCAAUGUUGGUCUCCCACAUCAGGUCCUGUGAGAUGGUAGAGCCCAGGAAUCUGAAUGACUCAACUAUUGCCACAGUGCUGUUUAGAAUGGUGAGUGGGGUCAAUGUUGAGGUGUUCCUCCUGAAGUCCAUAAUCAUCUCCACUGUUAAGCAUGUUCAGCUCCAGGUUGUUUUGACUGCACCAGGCAGUCAGUGUUCAACCUCCCUUCUGUAUGCAGAUUCAUCGUCAUCCUGGAUGAGGCCGAUGACAGUAGUGUCAUCUGCAGACUUCAGGAGUAUGACAGAGGUGCCCUUGGUGGUGCAGUCAUUUGUGUACAGGGAGAAGAUUCGUGGGGAGAUCACACAUCCCUGGGGGGCACCAGUGCUGAUCGUACAGGUGCUGGAAGUGAAUUUUCUCAGUCUCACUAGCUGCUGCCUGUCUGUCAGAAAGCUGGUGAUCCACUGACAGAUAGAGGUGGGAACCGAGAGCUGGGUUAAUUUAGUCUGGAGAAUAGCUGGGAUGAUGUUGAAAGCCGAACUGAAGUCCACAAAAAGUAUCAUUGCAUAUGUCCCUGGUCUGUCCUGAUGUUGCAAGAUAUGAUGCAAUCCCAUGUUGACUGCAUCAUCCACAGACCUGUUUGCUCGAAGCAAAAUGAAGGGGAUCCAGAAAGGGUCCAGUGAUGUCCUUCAGGUGGGCCAACAGUAGUCUCUCAAAUGGCUUCAUGACCACAGAUGUCAGAGCGACGGGUCUGUAGUCAUUAAGUCCUGUGAUUUUGUUUUUUGGGACAGGGAUGAUGGUGGAGUGGUUGAAGCAGCAGGGAACUUCACACUGCUCCAGUGAUCUGUUGAAGAUCUGUAUGAAGAUGGGGGCCAACUGGUCAGCACAGGAUUUUAGACAAGUGGGUGAAACACCAUCUGGGCCCUGUGCUUUCCUUGUAUUUUGUUUCCGGAAGACCCGGCACACAUCCUCAUCACAGAUCUUAUGUGCGGGUUGAAUAGCAGGAGGGGGUUGGAGGGUGGUUGCAGGAGGUGUUGAUGUUUGUGUGAAGUCAAGGUCAGAGCGGGUGUAGGGUGUGAGAGUGGACUUUUCAAAUCUACAGUAAAACACAUUCAGGUCAUCAGCCAGUUGUUGAUUCCCUACAGUGUUGCGGGAUGGUGUCUUGUAGUUAGUAAUGUCUUUCAGGCCUCUCCACACUGAUCCAGGGUCGUUAGCUCAAAACUUGUUUUUCAGCUUCUCAGAGUAGCUUCGUUUAAGUGCCUCACUGUAACCCAGGUUUUUGCUUUUUUGUAAAGAAUGUUUUGAAUCGGUCAGAAUAGUUCUUGACACUAUAAUGAACUGAGAAUUGUACUCCGUGAUGGGCAGUAGCUUCCCUACAAAUAGCGAAGCUAUUAGCUUAACUACAUUUCUGAGUAGCGAGGUGGUAGCUUAGCUAGUUUUUAAAUCGAGUAGCUUUUCAGUAGUGAAGCUAUAUUUUUGACUAGGUAGCAGCAUAGCAUGCCUUGUACCCGGUGAUUACUAUCGCCAGUUUUGAAUCAAAACUUAAGAUGUCCGAUCACAAAUGAAGGCAGUCUGAUUCAGUUCACGAUUCAAUCUGAAUGCCUCAAAGCUUGUGUGCUUUUUGUGCGCGCUCUCACGUGCCAAUAAGCUCACUGAGUAUUUUAUAACACGGAAAAUAAAGAUAACGCUGGUUGCAGUGGAUCUACAAUCAAUGGAAACGAAUCCUGCAAAUGCGUCCUAUCAUUUGCCAGUGAUGAAGAAAGUCUUUAUAAAGUUCAACACGUUUGCAGCUUGUAAACGACUUCUGCAGGUAAAUACAUUUUCCAACCAAAAGAGUAUCAAAACACGUAUUGGCCUACACGAAAACACAUUAAAAAAAAAAGUACCAUGGCAUUACCAUGUUUUUUGGACAUGUACCAUUACCUGGACGCACUGUUAAUACAAUGGUAGGCUGUAUGAAUAUGGUAAUCAUAUAGCGAAGUACCAUGGUAUUUUUUUAAUUACCGUGAAGCACCAUGUAAAUACAAUAGUAUAUGAAGAUGGUAAUCAUAUAUCAAUUUACCAUGGUAGUAACAUGGUAUUCUUUGAAGCACCAAGCAAAUAAAGAAUGGUACAUAAAUAUGGUAAUGGUAUAUCAAAGUACCAUGGUAUUACCAUCUGAUACCAUCAGAAAUCACAUUGUAAUUGCCCUGAUGUGCUCUCUCUCUCUCUCUCUCUCUCUCUCUCUCUCUCACACACACACACACACACACACACACACACACACACACACAAGAAAUUUGGCCUCAAAUGAUAUAUCCUGUAAUUCUGUGUCUAGCUGCUGUAUUUCUGUAUUGUAUAGAUGAAUAUAAAGAUGAAUAAUAUACUGUAUGUACACAGAGAUUUUAUACAGGAAUAUGCAAAUGAAAUUGUUUAAAUGGGUGUGUUUGUAGAGGCAGUAGUAUAAAUAUGAAAGAUAAAAUGUAAAAAUAGUGACUUUAGAUGUUGAACACAUGGGUUUGUAUAAGUAGCAUGUCUAAAUAUGAAUAUACAUGUUUUUUUUUUUUUUUUUUUUUUUUUUUUUUUUUUUAAACAUGCACAUACCAGUACUUA
Molecule: messenger RNA, 7185 nt
Organism: Myxocyprinus asiaticus (Chinese sucker)
Lineage: Eukaryota; Metazoa; Chordata; Actinopteri; Cypriniformes; Catostomidae
Product: serine/threonine-protein phosphatase 2A 56 kDa regulatory subunit epsilon isoform
Exons: 14
Coding region: 358-1761 (467 amino acids)
Biological process (GO): signal transduction; protein dephosphorylation
Cellular component (GO): cytosol; protein phosphatase type 2A complex; nucleus
Molecular function (GO): protein phosphatase activator activity
Source: RefSeq, a predicted model, not a curated record